Molecule: messenger RNA, 4333 nt
Organism: Hyposmocoma kahamanoa
Lineage: Eukaryota; Metazoa; Arthropoda; Insecta; Lepidoptera; Cosmopterigidae
Product: multidrug resistance protein homolog 49-like
Exons: 26
Coding region: 41-4018 (1325 amino acids)
Biological process (GO): transmembrane transport
Cellular component (GO): membrane
Molecular function (GO): ATP binding; ABC-type transporter activity; ATP hydrolysis activity
Source: RefSeq, a predicted model, not a curated record
UUUUUUUUUAUUAAUAAGUAUUUAAUAAUAUAUAUAAGUGAUGAAGGGGCAAGCGAAACGUUUUGUGGACCACAAGGGCGAGUCGUACGAUAUGGAUCAGCUCGACAAAAGCGAGGAGAUCGCCACUGAAACUAAAGAACAGGAGAGCAUCGGAUUUUUGCAACUGUGGCGAUACGCAACCGUGACGGAACGUGUGCUAACAUGCAUCGGCGUCGUGGUCUCCUUCGGCUGCUCGUUUGCUCUCAUCGGCGGUGUUGUGUUGUACGGAGAACUGACAGCGCUGUUCGUGGAGAGAGAAAGAGCUAACGACAUCACAGGAAAGGUGGCUUUGCUGCCAGUUUUUAAAGGAGGAAGAGUAGUACCCGGCAAUAACACGACGGUGCACAAGAUGGCCCUUGAUGAAGACAGUCGCGCGUAUGGCGCUUCAAUGGGGGUGGUAAUGGCGAUGCAAUUGUUCUGCGCUGCUAUAUCUGUCACACUGGCCAACGUGGCUGCUGCCAGCAUGACAAACCGCCUCCGCAAGCAACUGCUCCGUUCUGUCAUCACCCAGGAAAUCGCCUUCUUUGACACUAACACUUCGUUGAACUUCGCAUCUGCGCUCACAGAGGACAUAGAAAAGUUGAAAGCUGGUGUGGGCGAGCACGUAGUAAUGACCACAUACCUCAUCGGCUCCGUGAUCUGCGGCGCAGGACUCUCGCUCAGCUACGGGUGGCAGUUGACCUUAGUUGGACUUGCUAUAGUACCUUUAGCUGUUGCUGUAGCUACCACGGUUUCAAAGUACCAAACGCGCUGCAGUACAGAUGAAGUGGCAGCAUAUGGCUCGGCAGGUCGCAUCGUCGAAGAAGCCCUUGCUUCUAUCAGAACUGUACGUGCUUACGGCGGAGAGGAUCUUGAAGUCACCAGGUACACGGAAGCCCUGGGUCCCGCAGCAUCAUUAUCACGACGCCGCGGUCUCUGGGCAUCGUCCGGUUCCGGUCUCGGCUGGCUACUCACGUACUCGCUCAACGCAAUCGUAUUUGGUUACGGAGCAGAACUAUGCAUAAAUGACUUGGACAAGCCGCCGCAAGAGCAGAUGUACCACCCGGGAAUCAUGGUCACGAUCCUGUUUUGCACGUUCAUGGCGCUCCAGAACAUCGCAAUGUUGGGCCCGCAUCUGGAGGUCUUCGCUGGAGCUCAAGGCGCUGCCUUUAACCUCUUUAAACUGCUGGAACGGAGUUCAAAGAUUGACGCCCUGCAAGACGCCGGCGAACGGCCCAUAUCUUUUAAGGGCAACAUCGUGUUUGACAACAUCUAUUUUAACUAUCCCAGUCGGCCGGAUGUGAAGGUCCUCCGCGGUCUGAACCUCUCAAUAAAUGCAGGAGAAACAGUCGCUCUGGUCGGCAGCUCUGGCUGCGGCAAAUCAACAAUAUUGCAGCUCUUGCAGAGGAUGUACGAGCCAGACAGUGGCACCAUCACCGUUGACGGGUACCAGCUUACGGAUCUCAAUUUGCAUAAUUACCGUACUAGUAUAGGUGUGGUGGGUCAGGAACCGGUACUCUUCAGUGGUACAAUUCGGGACAACAUCACGUUAGGGCUGGACAACGUCACGGAGCGGGACCUCAUCGAGGCCAGCCAGCUUGCGCAUGCGCAUCAGUUCAUCACAAAACUCGCGCAGGGAUAUGACACGGUUCUCGGUGAACGUGGCGCUCAGCUUUCUGGCGGACAGAAACAACGUAUUGCCAUCGCUCGUGCUGUACUCCGAAAGCCUGCACUACUGUUGCUGGACGAACCUACCUCUGCGCUAGAUCCUGCUGCCGAGAGACUAGUACAAGCUGCUUUAGACGAUGCGAGUAAGGGACGGACUACCCUCGUCGUUUCCCACAGAUUAUCAACAAUCGUGAACGCAUCGCGAAUCGUGUACAUGGAACAAGGCGCCGCGCUCGAACAAGGCACACAUCUCGAGCUGCUUGAGAAAAAAGGCCUUUAUUGGAAGCUCGUACAAGAGGAUCUUACCAGCAAGAGUGUGCUAACGCUACAGCAAGCUGAGCCAGAUACGGACGAGGACGACGACGCCGUGAAGGCAAUCAAACCGCAGUUAAGGAACACGUUAAGGCGAUCCACACGCAGGUCCAGAGCAAACCUGACGCGGGACAGCAUGAUCCGCGGCAGCCGCCGUCUCGGUGGCGCAGUCGCCUCAGUCCAUAUGGUUGCCGCCCAGACGCCAGAUCCUCUCAUCGCUGAUGAGGAACCUGAAGAAGCAGAAGAAGAGCCCCCGGCAUCCACCAUUGCUCUUCUACGAUUGAAUGCGCCGGAGUGGCCGUUGUUAGUAGGUGGGGGGAUUGCUUCUUUCAUCAUCGGGACAACUAUGCCUAUAUUUGCCUUGCUCUUCUCCAAAUUGUACGGGAUGUUUGCUCUAGAAGACAAGGACGAAAUCCGAGCUCAGUCUCAAUUGUGCGCCGGUCUCUUCGCUUUAGUGGCCCUGAUAUGCGGUCUGGUGACAUUCCUUCAAGCGUGGUUGUUCAACUUAGCUGGAGCAAAAUUAACCGAUCGACUUAGAGAGAUCACCUUUAGGAACUUUCUUAAACAGGAGCAAGGCUGGUACGAUGAGACGCAAAACUCCGUCGGAGCACUCUGCGCACGCAUCUCAUCAGAUUGCGCUGCCGUUCAGGGUGCCACAGGCACACGACUGGGCACAAUGUUGCAGGGCACGAGUACAAUGGUGCUGGGCAUAUUGAUGUCUUUAGGUUUCCAGUGGAAGAUGACCCUUGUUUCGCUGAUCAGCGUGCCUUGCGUGAUCGGAGGCAUUUACAUGGAAGGCUGGAUGACACGUCGCGCUGAAAUCCUUGAACGUGCCGCAUUGGAACAAGCCUCAAGAAUCGCCACUGAGGCCGUACUCAAUGUACGGACGGUGCAGAGCCUCGGUGUAGAGAAGACGAUUCUGGAACGCUACACCGCUGCCCUGACCGAAGCGGCAACGCGCGCACGCCGUGUUUUCUACGUACGUGGACCCGUGUACGGCCUUUGCAUGUGUGCGCCUGCAUUAGGAUACACCGUAUCGCUGGCCUAUGGAGGGACCCUCAUUGCUUCAGAAAACGUCCCAUACCCUAAUGUUAUUCUUGUAUCUGAAGCUUUGAUCUACGGCGCGUGGAUGUUGGCUGAAGCGCUGUCCUUCGCGCCGUCGUUCAACGCGGCUCGCCGCGCAGGUGCACGCAUACUCAAGGCGCUCCACCGUCAACCCAGCAUCGUCACUGAAGAGACCGCCGUUUACGACCCUGACUGGCACGCAAAAGGCCACGUUUCCUACAGUCUCGUGCAUUUCCGCUAUCCGACCCGGCCUCAAGUUCCUGUGUUGCGUGGGCUCAGUCUCAAGCUGGAAGCUGGAAAAAGCCUGGCGCUCGUUGGAGGUUCUGGAUGCGGCAAAAGCACACUCAUGCAUAUCCUGCUGAGGAGCUAUGACCCCGACAUUGGAUCUGUGGCAAUCGACGAUCGCGACAUCAAGCGCACGUUAACACUUCCCCAGCUGCGCGCCCAGCUGGGCCUGGUGCAACAGGAGCCUUCUUUAUUCGCAAGGACGAUUCGCGAGAAUAUCGCUUAUGGUGACAAUAACCGGGAAGUGCCGAUAGACGAAAUUAUGAACGCGGCUAAGUGCUCUAAUAUUCACAGUUUCAUCAUGUCGUUACCACAGGGUUACGACACGGUGCUGGGCUCCGGCGGUGCCUCGAUGUCUGGCGGACAGAAGCAGCGCGUGGCGAUCGCCAGGGCGCUCGUGCGGAACCCGAGGGUGCUUCUACUCGACGAGGCAACAUCAGCACUGGACGCCGCUAGCGAAAAGACGGUGCAAGCUGCUCUCGAAGUCGCUGCAAAAGACCGCACAACCAUCAUCAUAGCACAUCGACUCGCCACAAUACAACACGUUGACACGAUUUGUGUCAUAGACAAAGGUGUGGUAGCAGAGCAAGGCUCCCAUCAAGAGCUGGUGGCAAAACGAGGGUUGUACUACGAACUGCUGCAACAGCAGGCGCCCACAACUGCCUUAUGAUCGUCAUAAAUCAGAAGUCAAUUAUUAGUUCAUUAAGUUGCCGUAAGCCUGCACAGGUGGUAUUAAAUCUUUUUUUUAAGACCUAAAACACCUCUAUUACAACAAUGAAACUCAUAAUUGGAUGUAGUUAAGCAAAAAGAAUCCAAUCCACCAAAUUAUCAAAAAGUGAGUUAUGUGUAGCAAACGGUUUCUAAAGUCUAGCCUGUUAGAUGAGCAAAAAAAAUCCAACAUUAACAUAAAUAAAUAUUUCUGCAGUUACAUGACAGAGUUAGAAACAACACUUUUAAACUUCAAACUGCCAUAUUUCGAAAGCGA